Molecule: messenger RNA, 1911 nt
Organism: Megalops cyprinoides (Indo-Pacific tarpon)
Lineage: Eukaryota; Metazoa; Chordata; Actinopteri; Elopiformes; Megalopidae
Product: cationic amino acid transporter 4-like
Exons: 4
Coding region: 1-1911 (636 amino acids)
Biological process (GO): amino acid transport; transmembrane transport
Cellular component (GO): plasma membrane
Molecular function (GO): amino acid transmembrane transporter activity
Source: RefSeq, a predicted model, not a curated record
AUGGUGAACAGCAGCCUGGUCUGUGCCCCCCUGCUCCGCUUGGGGCAGAAGCUGAAGCGGCGGAAGAGUCUAAAGGAAGACGUGAUGGAGACGUCACUGCAGCGCUGCCUGUCCAUCCUGGACCUGACCCUCCUGGGGGUGGGGGGAAUGGUGGGGUCUGGGCUCUACGUCCUGGCUGGCACCAUAGCCAGAGACACUGCCGGGCCUGCAAUACUGGUCUCCUUCCUCACUGCCGCCAUUGCCUCCCUCAUGGCUGCCUUCUGCUACUCUGAGUUUGGGGCCCGCGUGCCCAGAGUUGGCUCAGGUUAUAUGUGCACUUAUGUGGCUGUGGGAGAGAUCUGGGCCUUCAUAAUUGGCUGGGGCAUGAUCCUUGAGUACAUGGCUGCCAGCGCUGCUAUGGCUCGGUCCUGGAGCAGCUACAUGGACUCCAUGUUCAACAACAGCAUCCAGAACUUUACUAAGACCUACAUCUGCCACUGGGACGUGCCCUUCCUGGCCAGCUACCCUGACUUCCUGGCUGCAGGCGUUCUUGUGCUGGUCACCUGCUUCGUGUGCUUGGGGGUGCAUGUCUCCAUCUGGCUGAACAACAUCUUGUCAUCCCUCAACGUAGUCGUUACCACCUUCGUCAUCGUCUUCGGGUUUAUGGUAGCCGACCCUGCCGCCCGGAGCCAGGACGAGGGGGGGGUUCUGCCAUUGAGGCUAUCCGGGAUUGUAGCUGCCACAGCCGGGUGCUUCUACACUUUUGUGGGAUUCGACGUGAUCGCAACAUCCAGCGGGGAAGCGAAGGAUCCCCAGAGGUCUGUGCCCAUUGCCAACAUCAUCUGCCUGGCCUUGGUGGGCACCCUCUCCAUCCUGCUCUCUGCCAUGCUCACCCGCAGAGUGGCCUGGAAUAUCCCAGGGCCCGACUCCGCCAUCUCAGACGCUCUGCUGCGCCGCGGCUAUGGCUGGUUUGGCUACCUUGUGGCCUUUGGUUCCUUCUGCGCUAUGACCACAACCCUCCUCAGCACCGUCUUUGCCCUGCCCCGGAUCGUGUACGCCAUGGCAGACGAUGGCCUGCUCUUCUCCAUCUUUUCCAGAGUCAACAAGACCACCAAGGUUCCUGUUAUAGCCAGCAUCUCAUUUGGCUGUCCCAUGGUGCUGCUGGCUGUGAUCUUUGAUGUGGAAAUGCUGGUCCAGUUCCUCUCCAUCGGUACUCUCCUGGCCUACACCUUUGUGGCAGCCAGUGUGAUUGUGCUGCGGUUCCAGCCCCACAGAACCAGCGCCGGGACCUCACUCCCAUCCUCCACCAGCACCGACCCCCAGCCCCGCCCCAUGCCAAAUCCUCCACCUGCUGGGGAGAUGAAGGCGUAUGUCUUCUCUGACGACCUGCAGCUGGUGGAGGUGGAGAUGAAGGAGCAGCCGGUGCCGGGGAAGCUCAAGGCCGGCUGGGAGCGCUACCUGGGCCGCUCCCUGGGUAACUGCAGGCCGGGACGGGUGGUGAAGUACUCUGUGCUGGCACUGAUGGUGAGCGCGGUGUGCCUGUGUGCUGUUCUGGUGUUCGGGAGCGACCUGCAGCUGCUGCCGCUGUGGGCCUUUGCCCUGCUGCUGCUGGUGUUUGGCCUGGCCUUCUUUCUCAGCCUGGGACUCAUCUGGGCCCACGAGCCACAGGGCCAGUUCAAGAACUUCCAGGUGCCUCUGGUCCCCAUUAUCCCUGGAGUGAGCAUUCUGGCCAACGUCAUCCUCAUUUUUAAUCACAGCUCUUUCACCUUUCUCCGAUUUGCUAUCUGGUUGGUUAUAGGUCUGGUGCUGUAUUUCAGCUAUGGGAUCAGGCACAGCAAGGAGGGCUUGCAGGACCCCCCAGCACAGGAGCAAUCAGUGCUGCCCACCGGUGGCCUGGGAGAGUCAGCGCAUGCUGGGAUAAAAGUCAGUUAA